AGAGAUUGCCUUUUUUUACCUUGAAGAAACAUUUGAUGUAACAUUUUUGUUUUGGUUUAAUUUCAGACUCUUUCCUCAUCUAUCUGAGGUGGAUGUGAUAUCCGAGAGAGACAUUACAAAGCGUGUAUGAUGGCUGUGGCUGGAUGUCCAGAUUAUUUUCUGCACCAUCCAAAUUACCAGCAGGAUAAUGUAGACCGAGCUGCCAAUCACAGACAGGCAGAUAUGAUUGGACCAGGUUUUCAGCAGUCAACCAAUCGGAAUUCACCCAGCCAUCACGAAGAUGACGUGGAUCUGGAAGCUCUGGUGAAUGACAUGAACUCAUCCUUUGAGAGUCUGUACACUUCUUGCUGUGUGCAGACAGAAUCCACUCCACUGCUGCACAACGGCCAGCCGCACCGCUCCACCACCUAUCAAACACAGGCUCAGCCCACCUCCCCACACCAGAGACUGCGCCGGUCCCAGCCCAUGCACAUCCUCGCUGUCAGAAGACUUCAGGAAGAGGAGCAACAGUACCGAACGUCCUCUCUACCUGCCAUCCCCAACCCCUUUCCUGAGCUCUGCAGCCCUGCGAGUUCCCCUACGCUCAGCUCUGGCUCCUUACCUCAGUGUCAGCCCUCAGGCAAAUAUAUCAUAAAAAUCUUCAGCGAGGAUGGGAUGGGAAAGGUGGUGGAGAUCCCAGCCGACAUGACGGCGCGAGACCUGUGCCAGUUUCUUGUCUAUAAAAACCAUUGUGUGGACGAUAACAGUUGGGCGCUUGUGGAGCAUCAUCCAGCCCUGGGACUUGAGAGAUGUUUAGAAGACCAUGAGCUGGUUGUCCAAGUGCAGGCGUCAAUGACCAGUGAGAGUAAAUUUCUCUUCAGGAAGAACUAUGCCAAAUAUGAAUUCUUUAAAAAUCCUUUGAGCUUCUUCCCAGAGCAAAUGGUUGCCUGGUGUCAGGAAACCAAUGGGACCAUCCCCCCAUCUCAGCUCCUGCAGAACUUCUUAAACUCUAGCAGUUGUCCUGAGAUCCAGGGAUAUUUGUAUGUGAAAGAAAUGAGCAGGAAAUCAUGGAAGAAACUGUAUGUGUUUUUAAGACGGUCAGGGUUGUACUUCUCAACAAAAGGAACGUCAAAGGAGCCCAGGCAUUUACAGCUACUAGCAGACCUGGAGGACAGCAAUGUCUUUACAGUAAUAACAGGGAGAAAGCUGCACAAUGCACCUACUGACUUUGAAUUCUGCAUAAAACCUAACAAAGUAAGGAAUGAAGUGAAAGAACUGAGGAUGUUGUGUGCAGAGGACGAGCAGAGCAGAGCAUGCUGGAUGACUGCCUUCAGACUCUUCAAGUAUGGAAUUUUACUCUAUCAAAAUUACAAGAUCCCCCAGCAGCGAAAAACAUUGCUUUCACACUUCUCAGCGCCUGUGAGGAGUGUCUCAGAGAACUCUCUGGUAGCCAUGGAUUUCUCAGGGAGGAUAGGCCGAGUGAUUGACAAUCCUGUGGAGGCUCAGAGUGCUGCCAUGGAGGAGGGACAUGCCUGGAGAAAGAGAAGUCAGCGUAUGAAUAUACUAGGAAGCCCCAGCCCAUUACACCCCUCAUCAUUAAGCGGAGUUAUCCACAGAACUCAGCUGUGGUUUCACGGUCGUAUUUCACGGGAGGAGUCCCACAAGAUGAUCCAUCAGCAGGGCAGAGUGGAUGGAAUGUUUCUCUUGAGGGAUAGCCAGAGCAAUCCUAAGGCAUUUGUACUUACAAUGUGUCAUCACCAGAAAAUCAAACAUUUCCAGAUUUUACCGUGUGAAGAAGAUGGUCAAAUGUUCUUGAGCCUCGACGACACCGCCACCAAAUUCACAGACCUGAUCCAGUUGGUGGAGUUUUACAUGCUGAACAGAGGAGUUCUGCCUUGCAAACUUAAACACCCCUGCACCACUGUGGCCUUAUGACCUCCAUUUGCCUGAUUCCACCUAAAUACAAACACUCAGACGUCAUGUGCUGUGGUGUAAUGCUGUGCUGCUGGGCUGGAGAAAAGCACACUGCGAGAGCAACUCUCUAUCAAGGAGAGAGGAAAUCAAAAGAACAAACACAAACAGGACCAGCAAGAAAUAAAGGAAAUAAAGCUUGUGUGUUAGCUGCUGACGAACCUCUCAGCCACCUGCACACUAGACCGUGGCCAGAGCAGGUUCUCAGGACAAUCAUCCAGAGGGAGUCUUCAGGAUCCACGGUCUUAAUCGUGCAGAUAAUGGUUUGGGAAGACCAGCAGAACACUCGUAAAUCACAUUUGAUUUCAUUUUGCACUCAUAAACCAGGAACAACCAAGCUAUGGCAAUUGUUGCUUUCAUAAAUCAAGCAGAUUUGAUUCUAGAAUGUCCUGUGAGAUGCGGACACCCGAUUGGUGGUUUCAGUACUGUGAAAAGACAUUGCCGUUAAAUUUGUGCUUUCUAUCGUUUUCACCGGUAAUCACUAGAAUAUUUAGACACUUGUUUUCUUUUUAUGUGCUCAUUGUGUUGAGCAAAGAACUCUCAUGCAUAGUGCAUUUGGCCUCUUUUAUCGUGUUAAACACUUGUGUAGUUUUUCCCCUUCACAAAACAUAACCUGCAGCACUCUCUACUGGCUAUACCAAGAAUUAACGUGUCCCUUCACUCCUUCAAGGAAUAGUUUUUUUUUUGUAGAACACAGAUUGUUCAGUUGUAAAUUGCCAUACAGCUGUAUUUCUUAGUUCAUAGUGACCAUGGCUUUUUCCAGGACAAAACCCCCCCAUGAAAGUAUUAAAUACGACUAUAUUUCAAGCCAUACGACAGUAUUGUAUUCGAGACCGCAAGAAGGUUGAGUGCGAGUCCAAAUGUUCCCGUGUGCAUGACAACUCAAGAGUCCAGUCUUGAGUACUAAAACACUGCCACAUGAUAGAUUUGUGUGAGGAACCAUCUGAAAUUUUGACGCCAAGCUUACGUCUAACUCGUAUCCGCUAAAAAAAGAAAAGAUUUUGGAAAGACAUGAAGGUGAAAAAUGAUGGCCAAAUGUAGUUUUUGAGUGAACUAUUCCUUUAAACAUGAGUACAAGAACAUGGCCUGACAUCACCACCACAUCCUUUAGGAACGGUGCCUUGAUUUUAAAGAGGAGUCUGUUGAGUAAUAACCACUAAACCCUCUGCUGGGAGCUCCGCUGUGGGUCGCAGUCUAUCAGGAGCUAGAUCAACAAACUGGAAUCUUUAGAACUGCUGUUAUCUCUUGAGUCCCAGCUCCAGUCUAUUUUUGUUGUUGACUUUCUAGUUUUCUCUCCAUGUUUCGAAAGAUUGUUUCGAGGACAGCACACUGUGAAGCUCGGGCUAAGAACACCCACAGAAAGAUGGGGUUCGAAUUUAUAAUCUGCCUUGUCCAUGGUAGCAGUAGAUACAACGGAUUUGUAAAGAUAUUUUUUUUUGUACUUGUGACGCAAUGUAAAGAAAGAGCCAUGUUUUUAGUUUGUACCUAUAUUGUAUUAAACUAGAUAGAGAGGGCAUAGCCACCAUGUCUACAAGUUCACCCAAGAUAUCAGUGCAUAGUUAAAUGCAAACGACGCAAUCAUUUUUAAGUAUUGCUUCAACAAAUUUAUUUAUUUAUCUGGAUUUGAUUACUUGAAAUUUAGUUUCGUUUUUUUUCUCAGCGCUGUUCGAUAAUAUUCUUCCACAAUUUUGUGAUUUUUUUUGGACCUCAGUUAUUAACUACAACCCCUUUCUUGAAUCUUUUAGCACUGAUUCUUCAUCAACAUCCUACUGUAGAACACCGUCUUCAUGGUCUUUUUUAAUGGUAGAGUCAGUAAAGCCUGUUCAAUGGGUUGUACUGUUGUGUACAUUGCUGUCAAUUGUUAAUCUGACACUAUAUUGAAAACACAUCUUUUGGAAAAAUAUUCCAGUGGACAAAAACACAAGUUAGCACAUGAUAUGGUGCAACAGACAUGCAUUGUACAUGUAUUCCAGACAGCUUUGUUUCCAUUCACGCUAGAUGAACUAUGAACAAUUAAGGUCUAUUUCGCAAAUUUCAUAUUGUUGUCUAUAAAAAAAAUAGUAGUCACAAAGUAACAUUAAGCUGUUCAUUCAUAGAUGUAUUCUAAGAUAUAUGUAAUUCAUGUCAUCUCAUUUAAGUAAGGCAUAAUGUACAAUCAGCCGGUUUUCGAAAAAAAACAAAAAAAUCUCGAAAGGGCAAUCCUGAUAUUUUGACUGUACAUUAUGCUGCUUAUUACACGGCUACUUACAAAUAAAAAGUAAAUAAAAAAUGAAAUAUUGAUUUAUUUGACAAGGAAUCAAGUAUCAAGCAUUUCAGAGAGCCGUGUAAUAAGGAUAUGAUCUCAGUCUGUCAGGUAGUAUUUAGAACUCAUUGGAUGAUUUAACCACAGAAAUUGACUGCAGGGCUUAAGUCAGCGCUAUUAUUAUUCACUUGAAUAUCGUUCUCAGUGUCAGUUAAGUUAAUUCAAGCCUUGAGGAUGAGUGUAUGUCAGUGUUGAUUUAGCUGCAGUUUGGGUGGGUCGUACGUUCACCAAAAACACAAGCAUAUACACGCAAGCUUUCUGAACUUGACAUUAUUGUCUUUUAUUUUUCAGGGUUUGAUAAGUGAAGCUAUACAAUCAGCCAGCCAAGGACUAAACUAACAACAUUUCAGUUAUGAUGCUAUUAAUUAGCAUAUUCUGCAACCAGUUUCGAUAUACUAUAAUUCUAGUGUAACAGUAUAUGAGGAAUUUUUCCGCCUGGUUCAGACAGAUGGAUGUAUUGAGUUUAGAGGUCAUAUGAUUUUUUUUUUCUGAGAUACAUUUAACAAUAACAAAAAAAGAAAGGAAAAAACCCCCACAAUUUUUGGAUUUUGCCAGUGAGGAAGUUAAGUUGAGGCUAGUUUACUAUAUGUUACUGGUGAAUCACCUGUGUGAGUAAAAUUGAUCUGUAGGAUAGUCUGAGUACCAUUAGCGCUUAACCUACUUGUUAACUAGUUGGCCGUUCAGUCUAAAAGUGAGUGUGAGCAGGAUGUUUGUUCACAAUCCAGACACUCUGGGAGUUAAUACAGUAAUACAUCACAGUCACGUUGUCUGUACACAUUUAUUUCAUUUGCAGCAUUGUUUCAUUUUUACAUAUAGCAUGUAACAUUAUAGUUACACUCCAUUCAUGUACAACAGUUCAAGUUUGUAGAUACCACACUGAAUUUUUGGAUACAGUUUUAUUUUCUUUCCACAAUGGCAUAUAAAAUGAAGAAACUUGACUUAUUUUAGUGCAUUUUUAUUAUUUGGUUAAGUGUGUAAAUAUUGAAUCUAUUCUAUUUUGUGUUGCUUUGUCAUGCUAAUUGACCUUAAAGAAUAUGUUAUGUUUGCAUUGAGCUGACGGAAAACUGGACUUUGAACUCCUUUAGUCAUUGAAGGUCAUUAUUAAGCUAAAUUGCUGUUUUAAAAACUCACUUAUUCUUACAAAUACACUUAUUAUGAAAACGCUAACUAAUGUAUGCCUUGUAGAUAUUGUAGAAAUGUUUCUUUAAUAUGAUUCAAAGACAGAUUUUUUUUUCUUUUUGCAUUUUCCCCAUUGUUGUUUGAAAGAAGCUGGUAGCAGCAUUUGCGAAAUGUGUGAUCUGUUGAGAGUUUAUCAGUAAAAUAAAUAAAUGUAAUUUUUAUAUUUAAAAGAAAUGAAUGUAACUGGGUUGCUCAGGGUUGAAGUGGAGGCUGUUUAAAACUGGUCCUGUGGACCAGCAAGACUUCUUCUCUGUAUUUUUCUUUUUUAUUAAACUAACAGUGUACUUCUUUUUA
Messenger RNA from Sinocyclocheilus grahami, 5725 nucleotides. RefSeq names its product growth factor receptor-bound protein 10b (gene grb10b). The record is from RefSeq and is a predicted model, not a curated record. The transcript is spliced from 16 exons. The coding region runs from base 127 to 1914 and encodes 595 amino acids. Gene Ontology annotation, biological process: negative regulation of Wnt signaling pathway; insulin receptor signaling pathway; negative regulation of insulin receptor signaling pathway. Lineage: Eukaryota; Metazoa; Chordata; Actinopteri; Cypriniformes; Cyprinidae. Gene Ontology annotation, molecular function: insulin receptor binding.